Juglans microcarpa x Juglans regia is the source of this 3561-nucleotide messenger RNA. Its product is annotated as serine/threonine-protein phosphatase 4 regulatory subunit 3-like. The transcript is spliced from 24 exons. Gene Ontology annotation, molecular function: protein phosphatase activator activity. Gene Ontology annotation, cellular component: nucleoplasm; protein phosphatase 4 complex. Gene Ontology annotation, biological process: protein dephosphorylation. The record is from RefSeq and is a predicted model, not a curated record. The coding region runs from base 294 to 2939 and encodes 881 amino acids. Lineage: Eukaryota; Viridiplantae; Streptophyta; Magnoliopsida; Fagales; Juglandaceae.
GGUCCUGGGCACAGGCACUUGGAACAGAAAAGAAUAAAAAGGAGAGAGAGAGAGAGAGAGAGAGACAGAGAGAGAGAGGUUCACACUGCUACUUUAAUGGCGGUUAGGGUUUUUCAUUGAUCCCCCCUCCAAAAGUUAGAAUAAACUUUAAUCUCCUUCCUACGCUUUCCGUCUCUUCUCUCCUCAAAGCCCUAAUUUGUCCUUUUUGAAGCCUUUCCGUUCCGGUUUCGAUUCGGACGAUUCAAUCCCUCUAAUUUUAUCUUCAAAUUUGAAUCGCUGAUAUAGGAGCUGGUAUGGGCGCGCCGGAGAAGUCACAGGUCAAUGCCAAUUCGAUGCAGCGUGUUAAGGUCUACCGUUUGAAUGGUGAUGGUAAAUGGGAUGACCAAGGAACUGGGCAUGUCACUGUUGACUAUUUGGAGCGAUCAGAAGAGCUGGGUCUGUUUGUCAUUGAUGAAGAAGACAAUGAGACAUUACUUUUGCAUCGUAUUAGCUCAGAUGAUAUCUACAGAAAGCAAGAAGAUACGAUUAUCUCGUGGAGAGAUCCGGAAUAUUCUACAGAAUUAGCACUUAGCUUUCAAGAGACCACGGGCUGUUCUUACAUAUGGGACCAUAUCUGUACUGCGCAAAGAAGCCUGCAUUUCAGUGCUCUUAGCAAUGAGACAUUUCACAGUGUGAACAGCGAGUUGAGGGAGUUGCCUGCACUCGAGCUAUCCACACUUCCUUUAAUACUUAAGACUGUGGUUGAGAGUGGCAUAGCUGAUCAGAUGCGACUGACAGAGCUCAUUUUGAGUGAUCAAGAGUUUUUUCGAAAGCUGAUGGAUCUGUUUAAAAUCUGUGAAGACUUAGAAAAUCUUGAUGGUCUUCAUAUGAUAUACAAAAUAGUCAAAGGGAUUAUUUUGCUCAAUAGUCCUCAGGUCUUCGAGAAGAUAUUUGGUGAUGAAUUGAUUAUGGAUAUCAUUGGUUCACUGGAGUAUGAUCCAGAGGUCAAUCAUGACCAACAUCAUCGUAAUUUUUUAAAGGAGCAUGUUGUCUUCAAGGAGGCCAUACCAAUUAAAGAUCCUUUAGUUCUGUCUAAGAUACACCAGACAUACAGAGUUGGUUAUAUGAAGGAUGUUGUUUUGGCUCGAGUAGCGGAUGAGGCGACUAUUGCAAAUCUUAAUUCUAUAAUUCAUGCUAACAAUGCUAUUGUUGUUUCUUUGUUAAAGGAUGAUAGUACCUUUAUUCAGGAAUUGUUUGCCAGGUUGAGAUCACCCUCCAUCUCUGCAGAAUCUAAGAAAAAUCUGGUAUAUUUCUUGCACGAGUUUUGUAGUUUAAGCAAGAGUCUGCAGAUGGUCCAACAGCUCCGGCUAUUUAGGGAUCUUAUGAAUGAAGGAAUUUUUGACAUCAUCACUGAUGCUUUGCAGAGUGAAGACAAAAAGCUCGUAUUAACUGGGACAGAUAUCCUCAUCCUUUUCUUGAAUCAGGAUCCUAACCUUCUUCGUUCUUAUGUUGUUCGGCAGGAAGGAGUUCUACUUCUGGGACUCUUGGUUAAAGGAAUGAUAACAGACUUUGGGGAGGACAUGAACUGUCAGUUUCUUGAAAUUCUUCGCAGUUUACUGGAUUCAUACACAUUGUCUGGAGCACAGAGAGAUAACAUUAUUGAGAUUUUCUAUGAGAAGUAUUUGGGUCAACUAAUAGAUGUCAUAACAGCAUCUUGUCCCUCGGAAGGUGUGGCUCAAUCAAGCGGCAAAUCUGUGGGAUCUAGUGGAAGAAUUGGAAAUCAAAAUGGCACAAAGCCUGAAAUACUGUUCAACAUAUGUGAAUUGCUAUGCUUUUGUGUUCUGCACCAUCCAUAUAGAAUAAAGUGUAAUUUUCUCCUUAACAACGUGAUAGAUAAAGUUUUGUUGGUGACACAAAGAAGGGAAAAAUACCUAGUUGUUGCUGCUGUUCGAUUUUUUCGCACUAUUCUUUUGCGCCAUGAUGAACAUCUGAUAAAUCAUGUUGUUAAGAAUAACCUUCUCAAACCAAUUGUGGAUGCCUUUGUUGGUAAUGGUAGUCGUUAUAAUCUACUCAACUCAGCAGUUUUAGAGCUUUUCGAGUACAUUCGAAAGGAAAACUUGAAAUCAUUGCUUAGAUAUAUAGUUGAUACAUUUUGGAACCAGUUGGUCAAUUUUGAGUAUUUGGCUUCCAUUCAUGCGCUGAAAGUUAAAUAUGAGCAGUCCCUGGAGAAUUGUGGAACAAAAGGCACGGGUAGUGUGUCAGACCCCAGAAAACGAAUUGAUGAACGUGCUCUGGAGAAAGAAGAGGAAGACUAUUUCAAUGAGGACAGUGAUGAAGAAGAUACAGCAUCUGCAUCAAUGUCGAAUACCCAAAAAGUAGAGUCUCAACCUAUUUUAUCCAAUGGAGUUACACCAAGCCACCGGCCAUCAAGUCCAAGAGCUGGUGGACUGGUUGACUAUGAUGAUGAUGAGGAUGAUGAAGACUACAGGCCACCCCCCAGGAAGCAGCCAGAAACUUCUGAUGAAGAUGAAGGAACAAUGGAGUCUCUUAGGUUGAAGCGGAAACCGGCAUCUGCAGAUAACAAGCCUGAGGUGUCAAAGAUGCAGCGGAUUGGAAAAAACUCCAAGUCAAAAGAUAGUGUAUUUGCUGCUUUGUGCUCGACACUAAGCCAGGCGGUGCUACCUAAGAAAACUGCUUGCACCAUUGACACGACUCCUCAUACAGCUGAUGGGAACCAAAUUUCAGUUGAAGAAAAUCUUGAGAACAAACCUGACUCUGACAGAAACAAUUCUGACAGCAGCACCACUUCAGAUGAGAACCACGGAGAGGAGGAACCUGCUGCUCCUAAAAUAUGUUCUGAUCGCUUGCAUAGCACUUCAGACAAUGGACAGUUGGGUGGAGAGGACGCUCCAUUAAUACCACCAAAAUCCUCACCAGAAAUGGCUGUAAAUGGAUCCUAAUUUCUCCAGGCUCAUAUUGAGCAGGGUUGACAUUUUGUUCUGUUUUCUUCUACUCAUGGAUGAUCUUGGCGGUGGAGUGGCUGUGCGAUACCGAAGUAACAAUGCACUUCAACAGAGAAGAAGUUAACAAGGGGGGAUGAAUUUGCUUGAUGGCUUUACGUUGAUUGGAAGGGGAUACUGUAUAGAGCUACUGAUAGACGAGAAAUCUCUACAACAAUAUGGGUCAGAUCUCCCUCUUCAGUUGGUGUUUCUGAUGCUUUGAGCUUAGUAGUUGUCUCAUCUGUAUAACAUUUAUCAGGAUUAAUUUUUUUUUUUCCCAAUUUUCUCACAAGCUUUCAUUUCCUCUUUCCUUCCCCCCCCCCCCCCCCCCCCUCCCCCCCCUCUUCCAAUUACCCUUUAUUUAUUUAGUUUACUUUUAGCCAUGUGAACAAUAUGAUAAAGAGGGCACCAAUGUCUGCCCAUUCAUAGUUUUUUUUAUUUAUUUAUUCCUUCAGUUUUGUGGUGGGUGUGGGUUGUAAUAGAGGUGGUCUAGUGAGUUGGAUAGAGGGCAAAGUUCUACAAUGAGUUCCACUGUAAAUUAGACUUUGAACACUUCUGAAGGGUCUUGAAAAUGUUCGUGCAA